ACAUGUACAGUACAUACACAUAUGCAUGUACAUGCACACACAUUCAAGAACGUAUUCGCGUGAUCAAUCGCACUCUGCCAUUUGCCGCAAUGGCUUCGAGUUCGAGUGUGUCAAGAGCUGGCGUAUUGUCUCUGGAACAGGGCACCAAAAUCAACCCUGAUCUUCAGAAGGAGCGCGAUACUGGUACAUUCAACCCAUUGGAUCUGACUUACGAGAUCGAUGGAGGGAAGGACAUUACCGAAAGACGACAAUACAUCGAAUCGCUGGCAUUCAAUGACCCCGACUUCCAGUGCAAAGAUGUCGCCUUUAUGACAAGAGAAGAGAGCUACACUAACAGCAUCAGAAUAGCCACCCUUUGUGUCAAGAAGUUGAAAGAACUCGACAUCAAUGACAUCACCGAAGCCAUGUGGUAUAGAAGAGCUGCCAACAAGAUUGAUGUCCCCCAGUUAUCCCUGCAUGUCAGCAUGGUCAUGCACGCCUUGAGAACCCAGUUGAGUGACGAACAGAAGGACGUGUGGCUGACGAAGGCCCACAACUGGGAGUACCUGGCCACCUAUGCCCAAACAGAACUUGGGCAUGGAACAUUUGUGCGUGGGCUGGAGACUACAGCGACCUAUGACCCUUCCACCGAGGAGUUUGUGAUGCACAGUCCUACUCUGACUUCCAUAAAGUGGUGGCCUGGGAACCUUGGCAAGUCUGUGACUCAUGCCGUGGUUGCAGCCCAACUGUACACCAAGGGCAAAUGCUACGGAAUCCACAUGUUCAUGGUGCCACUACGGAGCCUGGAGGACCAUACGCCUCUGCCAGGCAUUGAGUUGGGUGACAUCGGUCCUAAGUUGGGAUACGCCAACAUUGAUAAUGGAUUCCUCCGCUUCACCCACUUCCGCAUUCCCAGAGAGAACAUGUUCAUGAAGUACUCCCGGGUUGAACCUGAUGGGACCUAUGUCGCCCCACCUGUUGAAAAGCUGUCCUACGGCAGUAUGGUUCUCAUUCGUAGCUUGAUUGUUGGAGGAAUGGGGCAUUGCUUGGCUAAAGGGUCGACCAUUGCUACACGCUACAGUGCAGUCAGACACCAAUCCGAGCUCGUGGCAGGCGGGGGUGAACCACAGGUGUUGGAUUACCAGAGCCAACAGCUGAAGCUCUUCCCCUACAUUGCCUCAGCCUAUGCCUUCCUGUUUGCUGGCAAGCAUAUGCAGGAAAUGUUUGCUGAUAGUGUCAACCAAGUCAGUGCUGGCAACUUCAAUGUCCUGCCUGAGCUGCAUGCCACUGCGGCUGGCCUAAAGGCAUUCACCUCCAACGUAGCCAUACCCGGCAUAGAACAGCUGCGCAUGGCCUGUGGUGGGCACGGCUACUCCGCAGCCAGCGGCUUCCCCUUGCUGUAUGGUAACGAGACGCCAGCAUGCACCUAUGAGGGGGAAAACACAGUCAUGCUGCUUCAGACUGCCAGGUUCCUGAUGAAAUGUGUGCGCCAGCUCAAAGCCGGCACCACCUUCAAGGGCAUCAUGGCAUACCUUGCAGACCACCCUCAGCAACGCUGCAUGGCCCAGUCAGAGGAUGAUUUCUUGAAUGCCAAGACGCUCCUGGAUGCCUACCGCCACCGAGCUCAGAGGAUUGUCUUCCAAGCGGCUACCAAUCUGGACAAGGCAGAAAAGUCUGGCCUGGAGCAGGCUGUAGCCUGGAACCAGCAGCAUCUCUAUCUCAUCAGAGCAGCCAAUGCCCACUGCCACCUGGCUGUCGUGGAGAUUUUCCUCUCUGCCCUCCAGCGUUCCGAAGCCCCGGAAGCCAUCAAGAAAGUCCUGAUGACCAUGUUCCAAAUGUAUGCCAUCCACGGCUUGAGCGAGUACAGGGGAGAGUUCUUGCAGGAUGGCUACCUGACAGGUCAACAGCUGGACGCCAUCGAUCGCAUCUUGAUCCGCCUCCUGAAGGAGAUCCGCCCCAACGCUGUUACCUUGGUGGAUGCUUUUGACAUCGACGACAACAACCUGGCCUCAGUCAUGGGACGUUAUGAUGGCAACGUGUAUGAGAACAUGUACAAGUGGGCCAAGUCAGCUCCCAUGAAUGACAAAGAGGUCAAAGAUGCCUAUCAUCUCUACAUCGGACCAUUCCUGAAGGAAAACCGUGCCAAGUCAAAACUCUAGAGGGAGUUCCAUUCAAGUGAUUUUUGGCACCUGUGCCUGAAGAAGUCACCGGCUUAUCACAGGAUCGUGAAGAAAGUGCUUCAAAAUAAAUUGGUUCAGUUCCUUUUGACACUGCCAUAAAUCGAUUGUCAAAUGAUUUCAGCCAAGGUCGUUAUACACUUCCAAAACUGUCUGGCACACUAGUUGUGUAUCCGUCUGUGUUAAAUUGCUCUAUAUGUACUUAGAUUCAGUUUUGUCUUUACAUGCCUUAGGCACUUCACGCAAUUAAUAUCUAGAAAGUUUUGCACUGUGGAUGCAGUAAUGUCCCAUGGAUAUCAGCAGUGAAUGAAGAAAUACCAUUUUGAAAUCUGACUGAAUCCAUUAUUUCUCAUUCAAAAUCGAAAUUCUAGCAUAAUCCUGUAUCAGGGAAAGGUAGGGGUAAAUGCAGAAACAUUGUUGGAUCUGUAUAUUUCUAGAUAAGGUGAU
Acanthaster planci (crown-of-thorns starfish) is the source of this 2603-nucleotide messenger RNA. RefSeq names its product acyl-CoA oxidase 1 (gene acox1). Gene Ontology annotation, molecular function: FAD binding; fatty acid binding; acyl-CoA oxidase activity. The record is from RefSeq and is a predicted model, not a curated record. Lineage: Eukaryota; Metazoa; Echinodermata; Asteroidea; Valvatida; Acanthasteridae. Gene Ontology annotation, biological process: fatty acid beta-oxidation using acyl-CoA oxidase; lipid homeostasis. Gene Ontology annotation, cellular component: peroxisome.